Sycon ciliatum is the source of this 4821-nucleotide messenger RNA. Its product is annotated as mucin-12-like. Gene Ontology annotation, biological process: protein phosphorylation. The transcript has 14 exons. NCBI's taxonomy places the organism in Eukaryota, Metazoa, Porifera, Calcarea, Leucosolenida, Sycettidae. The coding region runs from base 168 to 4133 and encodes 1321 amino acids. Gene Ontology annotation, molecular function: protein tyrosine kinase activity; protein serine/threonine kinase activity; ATP binding. The record is from RefSeq and is a predicted model, not a curated record.
UAGCAGUCAGAUACCGACCGUAUAGUAAGACCAACAUCGAAAUUUUUUUUUAUCAUCUACCCGCCGAGUUGGUGAGGGACGAAGGCGUCCUGGAUUUGUUUGUUCUUUUUCUUACCACUGGAAACGGACUGUCUGAAGUGUGACUAUCGUAGACAAAGUCGUUCAAGAUGAAUCGCGACGCUCAGGCGUUGCUGGAUGACCUAGGGCUAACACACCAGCAUAUCACGUUCCUAGGUGACGUUCAGGUGAGAGACGAAGACGAAAUCGGCAGAGGAUCGGAUGCCGUUGUCUACAAGGUCAACUGGCAAGGUAUCGAUAUCGCUCUCAAAGUUUUGCACCCCGUGUUGGUUGAGCCAGGUGUACAGGAUAGAGAGCGUAAGCUCAGAGCGUUUGGCCAAGAGUUGUUUCGUCUUAGCAGGGUGCAUCACCCGAAUCUGUGUCAACUGAUAGGAUUAGCUCGGGUAAGGGGGAAUGCUGCGUUGGCCCUGGAGUUAUUGUCGGCGUCUCUAGAAGACGUUAGCAUUGGAGAUGGCAGAGAAGAUGCUCCUAAGCUCGUGUCGUAUCUCUGCGACGCAAGUGCAGGACUUCGCUAUCUGCAUUCAUUCGAAAUUAUUCACCGCGAUCUAGCGCCCAAGAAUGUGCUUGUGAAAAAUGGCACGGCCAAAGUCAGUGACUUCGGCGGUGCUAAAUUUGUGCGCUUGACCUCACCUCGACAACAACAGCACCAAGUCCAAUCGGCAAUGGAGAUGACUCGCUGCCCAGGUACACUGCCAUUCAUGGCACCUGAGGCGUUGAGUGAGGCUCCGGAUUACAACCGUCCCUUGGACGUGUUUUCGCUAGGUGUAAUGAUGCUGAGCGUUCUGACAGGAGUUAUGCCUGGCAUCGAGUUGAUGACAGCGCCACAUUUCAUCGUCGUGCGAGAACGUGGCCAACAAAUUGAAGAAGUGAUUCCGGAGACAACACGCAGAGCACGCUACCUAGCACGUUUGCCAGAUGAACAUCCAUUGAAGCCAUUGAUACGUCGCUGCCUCUCUAACCGUCCUGGGGACCGACCGUCAGCCGAGCAAGCGCACGAAGAGAUCAAACGUUUCCUGGCCAUGUUCAGCAGUAUUUUGCCGAGUCAGCCUGGCACUGCUGGUGCAGGGGUUACCAGGCAACUAGAGUCGAUUUCCCAGCAGCUAAGCCAGCAAGCUACUUGCAUUGCUGACAUCACCGCACGCAGCUCUGCAUUAGAGAACCAACUCAGCACCAUAACACAGCGUCUUGUCGACAAUCAGCUGGAAACCAACGCUAUCCGUGGCCAACUGCAGACUACGAACCAGCAAGUGACUGGGAUCCGUGGCCAACUGCAGACUACGAACCAGCAAGUCACUGUUGUCCGUGACUGCGUUGAGACUACGAGCCAACAAGUGACCGGGAUCCAUAACCGCCUGGGACACACGAGCCAGCGCGUGUCUGGAAUAUGCGAGCAGCUGCAGACUACGAGCCAGCAAGUGACCGGUAUCCGUGGCCAACUGCAGACUACGAACCAGCAAGUGACUGGGAUCCGUGGCCAACUGGAGACUACGAACCAGCAAGUCACUGUUGUCCGUGACUGUGUUGAGACUACGAGCCAACAAGUGACCGGGAUCCAUAACCGCCUGGGACACACGAGCCAGCGCGUGUCUGGAAUAUGCGAGCAGCUGCAGACUACGAGCCAGCAAGUGACCGGUAUCCGUGGCCAACUGCAGACUACGAGCGAGCAAGUGACUGGGAUCCAUGACCGGCAGGAGACUAUGCACCAACAAGUGACUGGGAUCCAUGACCAACAGGAGACUACGCACCAACAAGUGACUGGGAUCCGUGACCGACUGGAGACUACUCACCAACAAGUGACUGGGAUCCAUGACCGACAGGAGACUACGCACCAACAAGUGACUGGGAUCCUUAACCAACAGGUGACUACGAACCAGCAUGUGACUGAGAUCUGUGACCGACUGGAGACUACGACCGAACAAGUCACCAGUCUUCAAGGACAUGUAGCAGGAGUUGCCAGUCAACAGACAGACCUACAGGCAUCCAUCAGUGAGCAGAUAGAUGAGACCAACAGACGUGUAAAUGAUCAGCUAUCACAACUUCACUCCACAGUACAGGCUCAGGGAAGUGGCACUGCCUCUGGAGGGUCAGCAAUGACCAGUGCUAGCAGAGGACAGACUUCUAGUGCGGCAACCGGAGCCACUAGGGCCACUCCAGUUUCUAGCGCUCAAGGAGGUGGCAGUGUCUCUGCAUGGCCAGCAGUGGCCAGUGCUAGCGAAAGACACACUUCUGGAGGGGAACAUGAAGCCACCAGAACCACACCAGUUUCUAGUGCUCAGGGAAGUGGCAGUGACUCUGGAUGGUCAGCAAUGGCCAGUGCUAGCGGAAGACAGACUUUUAGUCCAGAAAGCAGAGCCACCAGGACCACUCUAGCUCCUAGUGCUCUGGGAGGUGGCAGUGACUCUGGGCAAUCAGCAAUGGCCAGUGCUGGCGAAAGACAAACUUCUAGAGGGGGAACCGGAGCCACCAGAACCACCCCAGCUUCUAGUGCUCAGGGAAGUGGCAGUGACUCUGGAUGGUCAGCAAUGGCCAGUGCUAGCAGAAUUCAGUCUUCUAUUGCAGAAAGCAGAGCCACCAGGACCACUCCAGCUCCUAGUCCUCAGGGACGUGGCAGUGACUCUGGACGACCAGCAAUGGCCAGUGCUGACGAAAGACAAACUUCUACAGGGGAAACAGGAGCCACCAGAACCACCCCAGCUUCCAGUGGAAGUGGCACUGACUCUGGACUGUCAGCAAUGGCCUGUGCUAGCAGAAGACAGACUUCUAGGGGAGAAACCGGAGCCACCACGACCACUCCAGCUCCUAGUGCUGAGGGAAGUGGCAGUGACUCUGGACGACCAGCAAUGGCCAAUGCUAGCGAAAGACAAACUUCUAGAGGAGAAUCCGGAGCCACCAGAACCACCCCAGCUUCUAGUGCUCUGGGAAGUGGCAGUGACUCUAGACGAUCAGCAAUGGCCAGUGCUAGCAGAAGACCGACUUCUAGGGGAGAAACUGGAGCCACCAGGACCACUCCAGCUCCUAGUGCUCAGAGAAGUGGCACUGACUCUGGACGGUCAGCAAUGGUCAGUGCUAGCAGAGGACAGACUUCUAGUGCGGCAACCGGAGCCACCAGGGCCACUCCAGUUUCUAGCGUUGGUGACAGUUCUAGACAGCACUCUGCUGUACCAGCCGCACAUUCUCUGACUAUCACACCGGAAAAUAUUCAGCGCAUCACAAUGCACAGAAAGUGGAUCAAAGCAGAAUCCAGUCGUGGUCGUUCACCAAAACACAUCAUCCACAAUAACACUUUCGUUGCUGUCUGGUUAAAUGAAGUUUCCCGCAUUUCUAGCAUCCAGCAGACUACAGACGUACGUCACUGGACUGACCUUCCUCUUCCACGUCAUGGUGGUCCAUUUCAAUACCCAUCCCUAGCUAGCAAUGGUCAGGCUUUGUACAUGUAUUGUCAUGACAACCAAGAUCAGCCUGUUCUACUGCAGUACGAUCAGCAUGAUAGGCAGUGGGUGGAAGUAGCAAAGGUGCCGGCGUAUGGCCAGUACCGUGGCUGUGUUGUACAUGCUACUGACACUAGUGUUAGUCUUCUAGGAGGCAUGAAGAGGUCUUUCCUUUUUUUGAGAGCUGUCAACCAUGUUAGCUGUUACACACUUCUUGACGAGCAGUGGAAAUCCUCUGCAGUCCCCUCACAUUCACUACCUGCUCUUCCAUGUGACUGUGCAUAUGCCUCACUUGUAGCCUGUCAUGGUUCACUGUACAUCAUUGGUGGUGACACUGGGUGUUUCCUCCAGUACACUGAUGAUGGUCAUUGGCAAGAGGCUGUAAAACCAGAUGGUGUAGACCUGCAGUUCAGCCAGGCAUGUUCACUGUCUGAUGAUAGUCUAGUCAUUGCCAGUUAUGAUUCAGCCUCACAGUGUACUGUGUACAAUGUACGUACACAUUGCGUCUAUGAGUUGCCCAGUGCACUGUGUGGACGGUGUAGGGCAUCAUCACUAGCACUACUCAACGGAGUAGUGGUGCUCAGUACAGGCGAUGGCCAGCUCUACACCCUGAAUAUGAACAUUUGAGCAGGAUAUAGGCAGCACAGAACUACUGCCUUUCCCUGUUCAAAUUCUGUACUUGAUAUUUUUGAUUAACUGAUGUUUGUUUGUAACUCGGUGUUUUCCUUUCAGAUCUUCUCUACUUUGCUAUGUAGCACAUGUACUAUAAUGCUAGAGUAACUCCACCCUUACAUUACCUGUACAUAUCAAUACAUACAAUGACAAUGCAAUGACAAUGCACUCGCAGAAUUCGGUUUCCUUGCCUCUGAUCAUGAUCAUGCUGUUCACAAAUCCUAUUUUACCAUUUCUCUAUUGUUUGUUAUACAGUCAUGUACCUACCUGUACAUGUAACGGACUGCAUCACCUUGUGCCUUGCUACAAGGCUACAAUGCUAUGCCUAGACUUGAUGACAUCAUUGCUUUUGAUAUCUAGGUCUGGGUGACCGCAUUGCUUUUGAUAUCUAGAUAUAUUAUCUAGGUCUGGAUGACCUCAUAGUGCAUUGAACCCAGGGUUGAAUGAUGUCAUUGGACUUUAAUAAAUCUUCCUCAUGCAAUUGUGUACCAUGGUGUACGCACCCUGAUAUUUUUCCUUUCAAAGUCGACUUGGUUUCUCUCACUUUCAAGCUCUUCUGUGCACUUCACUUGUGGAUCAGUAUCACCCUUUGCGGUGUGGACUGCCUGGCAAGCUGGUGUGAAUCUUCCACUAAUAGUAAUAG